Messenger RNA from Acaromyces ingoldii, 477 nucleotides. Its product is annotated as Redoxin. Gene Ontology annotation, biological process: hydrogen peroxide catabolic process; cellular response to oxidative stress; cell redox homeostasis. The record is from RefSeq and is a predicted model, not a curated record. The coding region runs from base 1 to 477 and encodes 158 amino acids. The transcript has 4 exons. Gene Ontology annotation, molecular function: thioredoxin peroxidase activity. Lineage: Eukaryota; Fungi; Basidiomycota; Exobasidiomycetes; Exobasidiales; Cryptobasidiaceae. Gene Ontology annotation, cellular component: mitochondrion; cytoplasm; peroxisome.
AUGGAGUGCGAAUGGUCGCCCGCGCUCGAGGACCCCAAGGCGUGCCCCAUGCCGCCCAAGCAGUUCACCGCCGAGAGUGCCUGGAAGGGAAAGACGACGGUCAUCGUCUCCGUCCCGGGCGCCUACACGCCCACCUGCCACGGCAACCACGCACCAGGCUUCGUCAGCAAAGCCAAGGAAUUUACCGAGAAGGGAGCUCAAGUCUACAUUGUUUCCUACAAUGAUCCCUUCGUCAUGAGCGGUUGGCGUUCGGCCUUGGGCGCCAAGGACGAGGUACACUUUGCCACCGAGUUCGACCUCGGUCUGUCCAAAUUCCUCGACGCGACGGUCGACAUGAGCAAGAUGGGUUUCGGAACGAGGGGAGCUCGAUACGCUCUCGUCGUGGACCCUGACCUCAAGAUCAAGAGCUUCGACAAGGAGGCUUCCCCCGGCGAGGUCGAUUCGUCCCACGUCGACGCCGUCCUCGGCAAGCUCUGA